GGGGGAGGAAGGCGUGCCGAAGGGCUCCGGUACCCGGCGGCGGGAUGGCGGCCGCGUCCCCGCUGCCGUGGGAAGCCCGUGAGGCCGGGCCCCGGCGGCCCGCGGCCCCGCGGAGCGGCGGCGGGCAGGAAGCGGCGGCGGGCGGGGCUCGGGCCGCCCCAGCACUUCCGGGUCGCGGCGCGGCGGGGCCCGGGCCGCGCCUUGAUAUGGAUAAUGGAAAGGAUGAAAAAAGUAGGCCGCUCUGUGCAACUUCACAAGAAGAGCUGAAAGUCCGAGGAAAAGAAAAAAGGAAACGAAAACGCAGUAGAAGCAGAUCAUCAUCCAUUUCAUCCACAUCGUCUUCUAGCACUGCAUCCACUUCUUCUUCCUCAUCAUGCUCAUCAUCAAGGUCGUCUUCUUCAAGUAGCAGAGAUUCUCCUAAGUCUAAAUCAAAGAAAAAGAAAAAAGAAAAGCACAACAAAAAGAAAAGGAAGAAAGAGAACAAAAUGAAGAAAAAGAAAGAAAAGAAGAAGAAGAGAGAGAAAACAGGACCUGUUCAGCUUUCCAAGUUCUUUAAAAACAAAAAGAAGAAUGAAAACUACAGCAUGAUAACUGGAAAGAAAAUUAAGAUGAAAAUAAAGAAGUCUAAGGAGGAUAAAGAGAGAGACCGGAACCGUGCAGAACUCCUUGAAUUUCUGAACUCUGCCUUAUAAUGGGAAGAGUGCUGACCAAGGACUUGUAAAUACACCAAGCCGACGAUCAUCCUGCCUAGCAAAACACUAGAGGGAAACUCAGGGAAAAGGACACCAAGUUUGACAAGACCAGACUCUCCUGCUGAGAAGACAAUCGGGAUGUCCUUUUUUAAUGGCAAAGUGAAGAGUAACUGAUAACUUGUUAAUGAAGAUCCAUGUCCUCCUUUUGAGAUCCUAAGGUAAUAGCCAGGCUGUGGUGUUUUAGAAGAGCCUAAGAGUGUGUCACUGACAAUGAUAAGAAAUGACGCACUGAAGUUCAGUAAUGUAAUUUCUAUUCUAACUGCAUGCAGAAUGCUCUCUACUUUCAAAUGUCAUAAUGUUUCUAGUAGUUUAAGCGAAGCAGAGUAUUUGUAAAUGUCUAUUUGAAAGAUGAGGCGUUUCCAUAUGUAUAUUUUUUCCAGUAGUAGUUUUACUUGUCCUAAAGAGCAAGUUGACCUUUGUAAAUAGAACAUCCUUUUACAUAAAUGAUUUUUUGACAGUUCAUUCACUAAUACGUUAUUUUUUUUCAGGGGUUGAGAUAUGAUCUUUCUCUGGACAGUUUAUUGCUCUCUCUGACUAGAAAGUGUAACAGCAAAAUACUCUAGAGCAAUAAUGGUAGCUGAAUGAUUUUUAUCCUAAAAUAGCAGCAGGAAAGGACUCUUAAGUUUUGUUUGUUUAUCUGCAUCAGCUGUUCAAAGGAAGCUCGCAAUAGAUAGUUUACCCCCCACAUCUGGAGUUGCAGUUCCUAAACGUAAAAACUCUGGAGGUCUGGCCUGCCUUUCUGAUCCCGUGAGCUGUGUAUUGAAUCUUCCUCUGUCUGAAUUGCAGCAAGACAGAUCUUGCAUAUCUUAGUCAAAUGGAAAGAGGAAAAGCCAUAGGAGUAAUACCAAGGCAGGCAGUGACAGUGACCCUCCAGCUGUGUUGACAGUCCAGUGUGAGAUGGGGCAGGUCUGGAUAUGCAGCUGGACCCCGGCAUAACUCUGUGUGUGUGCGUGUGUGUGCUAGCCAUGGAAUUUGCUCAGUGCUUGUUCACUUCCUUCCAGAGCCUUGACUUUUGAAUAGCCAGCAGGUCCCUGUGUACAUAACCCUGAUGUGGGAAUUCCACUUCUUGAAUCCCUUGUGUAGCAAGUGCUCCUCGGGAACCACAGUUCCGGAGUGCCUGAAAAAAGGAGUCAAGGGUAGUUGACUUUGACAAGAAUAUCAGGGGUACAGUGGUCAGAGUGUGGGGAGUUCAUUAAAGAGCAAAUAAAUGGAAAA
Molecule: messenger RNA, 1967 nt
Organism: Tyto alba (common barn owl)
Lineage: Eukaryota; Metazoa; Chordata; Aves; Strigiformes; Tytonidae
Product: protein FAM133-like
Exons: 7
Coding region: 45-692 (215 amino acids)
Source: RefSeq, a predicted model, not a curated record